This is a messenger RNA of Oncorhynchus gorbuscha (pink salmon), 4507 nucleotides long. It is a transcript of the gene inpp5d, whose product is annotated as inositol polyphosphate-5-phosphatase D. The transcript has 27 exons. The coding region runs from base 770 to 4096 and encodes 1108 amino acids. Gene Ontology annotation, molecular function: phosphatase activity. The record is from RefSeq and is a predicted model, not a curated record. Lineage: Eukaryota; Metazoa; Chordata; Actinopteri; Salmoniformes; Salmonidae. Gene Ontology annotation, biological process: phosphatidylinositol dephosphorylation.
CACUAACAGGAAGAGAGAGAGAGAUAUAGAGAGUAAGAGAGAAACAGAGAGUAAGGGAGAGAGCAAGAGAGAAGACUGUGAGAAACAUGUCUGUAGCUGAGUGUUUUCAGUAGAGAACUGAACUCUCUAGCUGAGUGUUUUCAGUAGAGAACUGAACUCUCUAGCUGAGUGUUUUCAGUAGAGAACUGGACUAUCUAGCUGAGUGUUUUCAGUAGAGAACUGGACUAUCUAGCUGAGUGUUUUCAGUAGAGAACUGGACUAUCUAGCUGAGUGUUUUCAGUAGAGAACUGAACUCUUGUCUGUAGCUGAGUGUUUUCAGUAGAGAACUGGACUCUAGCUGAGUGUUUUCAGUAGAGAACUGAACUCUAGCUGAGUGUUUUCAGUAGAGAACUGGACUCUCUAGCUGAGUGUUUUCAGUAGAGAACUGGACUCUCUAGCUGCGUGUUUUCAGUAGAGAACUGAACUAUCUAGCUGAGUGUUUUCAGUAGAGAACUGGACUCUCUAGCUGAGUGUUUUCAGUAGAGAACUGAACUCUCUAGCUGAGUGUUUUCAGUAGAGAACUGGACUCUCUAGCUGAGUGUUUUCAGUAGAGAACUGGACUCUCUAGCUGAGUGUUUUCAGUAGAGAACUGGACUCUCUGGCUGAGUGUUUUCAGUAGAGAACUGAACUCUCUAGCUGAGUGUUUUCAGUAGAGAACUGAACUCUCUAGCUGAGUGUUUUCAGUAGAGAACUGGACUCUCUAGCUGCGUGUUUUCAGUAGAAGACCAGGAUGUCUACGUCGUACCAGCCAUGGCACCAUGGUAAUAUCACCCGAUCUAAGGCUGAGGAUCUGCUCUCCAAAGCAGCUAAAGAUGGGAGCUUCCUCCUCCGGGACAGCGAGUCCAUACAGGGUGCCUACGCCCUCUGUGUUCUGUUCCAGAACUGUGUGUAUACCUACAGGAUCCUACCCAAUGAGGAGAGGAAACUCUCUGUCCAGGCCUCUGAGGGUGUCCCUAUCCGGUUCUUCUCUGUGCUGGCUGACCUGGUGGAGACGUACUACAGUCCCAACAUGGGUCUGGCUACACACCUGCAGUUCCCUGUUCAGAAAGAGGAGGAGCCAGAGGAGGAGCCAGAUCCAGCUAAAUACCCACCUCAGCUACCACCCAGGAACAUCUCAGGAGGGCUGUCAGGCAAUGGCAGUAAAGAGACCCAUGGGGGAGAGUCACAGACUUCAGAGCUCGCCUGUGCUUCCCUGAGAGACACAUACCUACAGAGGCUGCAACAGUUGGACAUGUCUAACCUGCCGGAAGAGCAUCAACAAUCCAUCCAGGAAUACUUCCACACCUCACUCUGUCUCGAUGCUGAGCAAGCCCAGAAUGGGAAUCCCAACUUUCCCCGUCUGAAAAAGCUCACUAUGGGAAUUUGCAAACAUCUUAACAGGGGAGGUUACCAUGUCAUGGAGGUGUCAGCAGAUUCAGGUCAGGCUGUGUCAUUCAGGCUGGAACAAAUGACCAAACUGCUCUACUCCAUCGAGGAUAAAGCCAAAGCUGCUCUGUUUGAGUCGGUAUUAUAUGAUGGAAGCCACAGGAAGUCUCUAAUACCACCUAUUACGUUUGAAGUCAAAUCAGAGUUGCUUGGUCUCACAAACAAGAUGUUCAUCAAGGUGGAUGUGGAAACUGGGAAGAUCUACUUCAAGAAAUAUAAAGACGGACCAGAAGAUAAAUACUUUGUACACAAUAAAAUUUUACAGCUGGUGAAAUCUCAGAAAGUUGCCAAACUGGUGAUCGUGGUGGAGACCGAGAAGGAGAAGACUCUGAGGAAAGAGUUUGUCUUCGACGAUACAAAGAAAAGAGAGGGGUUCUGUCAACUCCUUCAGCAGAUGAAGAACAAGCACUCAGACAAGCCUGAGCCAGAUAUGAUCACUGUGUUCGUUGGCACCUGGAAUAUGGGUAACGCCAGUCCCCCGCACAGCAUAGCAUCCUGGUUCCAGUGUAAGGGUCAGGGCAAGACCAGGGACGACACGGCCGACCACAUUCCUCAUGACAUCUAUGUGAUCGGGACUCAGGAAGAUCCCCUGGGGGAGAAGGAGUGGAUAGACACGCUGAAGAGUGCCUUGAGAGGAAUCACCAACAUCAGCUUCAAACAAAUAGCCAUCCAAACGCUAUGGAACAUCCGCAUCGUGGUGCUAGCCAAGCCAGAGCACGAAAACAGAAUCUCACACAUCUUUUCAGACAGCGUUAAGACAGGGAUCGCCAACGCACUGGGAAAUAAGGGAGCAGUGGGCGUGUCCUUCAUGUUCAACGGUACUUCCUUUGGCUUCGUCAACAGUCACCUGACUUCAGGGAGCGAGAAGAAGCUCAGACGCAACCAGAAUUACGUCAGCAUCCUACGGUUCUUGAAUCUUGGAGAUAAGAAACUGAAUCAUUUUGACAUCACACAUCGAUUCACUCAUCUGUUCUGGCUCGGGGAUCUGAAUUAUCGAAUCGAAUUGCCAUCCACAGAAGCCGAGAGCAUCGUGACCAAGAUCAAACAGCAGCAGUACCAGGAACUGCUGUGUAGAGACCAGCUCACCAUUGAGAAAGGAGAAGGGAAGGUGUUCCUACACUAUGAUGAGGAGGAGAUCACGUUCGCGCCCACGUAUCGUUUCGAGAGAGACACACGCGAGAAAUAUGCCUACACCAAGGCCAAAGCCACUGGGACUAAAUACAAUCUGCCAUCAUGGUGUGAUCGCGUUCUACGGAGGUCCUACCCCUUGGUGCAUGUGUUCUGUCAGUCAUACGGGUGCACCAAUGACAUUAUGACCAGUGACCACUCUCCAGUUUUCUCCACAUUUGAAGUUGGAGUUUCAUCACAGUUUGUCUCCAAGCACGAUCCCAACAGUGUGUCUCAGGGUGGGAUCAAGUUCAUGAACUGUGUUGCCACCCUGAUGACAAAGUCCAAGACCAAGUUCUUCCUCGAAUACCACUCCAGCUGCUUAGAGAAAUUUGUCAAGAGCUCCGAAGGAGAGAACCAAGAUCACUCUGAUGGGAACAUCAAGGUUCGGUUUGGAAAUCAAGUUGAGCUCGUCCCGAUCAUCUCAGACCCAGAGUAUCUGCUGGAUCAGCACAUUCUCCUGUGUGUCAAGUCCACAGACUGUGAUGAAUCCUAUGGAGAGGGCUGUGUGGCUCUGCGAGCGGCAGAGUCCUCCUACACAGAGUUCCAGGUGACGCUGACGCACCACGGCGAGCGGACAGGCACCCUGACAGGGGGAGUACAACUGCGUACUUCUGGGGGCAAACAGACCGAGAAGUUAUACGAUUUCAUCCAAGUGGAAAGGGAUGAUUCUGGUGCCCCAAAAGGAAAAGGAGUGGAUCCCAACAACAAGUUCGCUUUUCCUCAUCCCACUGAUAUCACCAACCCCAGUUACAUGGGGGUGGGCUACAAGUCUGUAGGUGUGGCAGACAGGGGCUGGAGCUACAGCAUGUCCCUCAGAUCAGGCACCGGAGGUGGGGGUGUCGGUGGGCACGGGGGCAAAGACCAGACCCCCAUCUUUCCCAGAAAGACUGUCUACGACCACAACGCUGUGCGAAGCCCCACAGGAAAAGCAGUGGAUAACGUGGGUGAGGACGGGAAACCAGCGGAGAUGUUUGACAACCCUCUGUACGGCUCCAUGGGAAAGUCUGGAGGAGGAGCUAAAGACUCACCAGACCCUCAGUCCUCCAAGGACCACCUGACCGCUCCAGAACCCUACUUCUCCUUCCCCAAACCCUCUGACCAGGACCUUGACCGCCCCCCGGUCCCCACCCCGCGUAACCGCUCUUACACCUGUUCAGAGACCAAGCCCCCAUCUUCCGGCCCUACCUCCUUCACCUCCCUCCAUCCCCUGUCCUACACCAAGAACCCUGUGAAACCGUCACGCUCCGAGGGGGGCAUGGUACUAACGGCCAAUAAGCCGCCUCUGCCCAUGAAGUCCCGCCCAGGCCAGGCGGAGGCCACGUCCACUAAACCCAGAGACUACCGAGACAGCUCGGAGCUGCCCAGCAAACUCCGCCCAACUUCAAGGCCCAUCCAGCCCCUCCCCAAAGAAGCUCUUCAUGAGACAACUCAACCCUCGAAGAUGGGCCGUUCAGUGAAGUGACUGUCUGCUCCUGUCCUAGACGUUGGAAAUGAGAUGUUAAAUGGGGGUGCUAGUGGCAGAUGAUACGAUACAACGUCUCGCCCAGUCACUCCACGGCUCGUCUCACUGACUCUCCCUAAAACAUGUUUCUGUACAAACUCGUCGUUCCUUUUCCAUAUAUUACUGGUAGUCCAUAAGACAUUUUAGGAAUCGUCUUCAUGUCUCCUCUUUUGUCUCGUGGAUUUGUUUUUGUAGAGUCCACCUUAUACAAAGUAUCAGUGUUCUGUUUUUGCACACAGACGUUGACCACCACAAGAACUCUUUAGAUUACAGGAAUCAUUUUGAAGACUUUUGAAAACAAUCUGAAUGUGUGUUCCUUGUAUCUGGUGUUUGGUCAAAUCAAUACUAUUAAACUAAAAGGUAUGAGACUCA